CGCCGCGGCGCACGAGGCGGCCGGCGGGCGGGGGGAUUCGAGGUGGGCGCGCCGCGGCGCCAGUGCGUCACGCCGGCGGAGGGACGGUGGGCUGCGGCCGAGCGAGGCCGCGCGUCCCCGGGGCUCGGCGGAGCGGCGGCUCAUUCAUUCGCGCUCCGCCUUCGGGCCCCCGCGGCGCGGCCGAGAGGAUGGCGUUCCCUGUGGAUUUGCUGGCUAACUGUACGCAUGAGGAAUUGGAAAACUCUGCUGAGGAUUACCUCUCCAGCCUAAGGUGUGUGGACCCUGAGAGCCCAGAGCGCUUUUCUACCCUCGACACUACGAUUCCUAUUAGCCUGUCAAAUGUGGGCUUUGUACCUCUUUAUGGUGGCAGUCAGACCCAGAAAGUCCUUGCUCUCUUUGCACCUGAAGAUUCACUCACAGCUGUGGCACUUUACCUUGUUGAUCAAUGGUGGGCCGUUGAUGAUAUUGUGAAAACAUCUGAACCUUCUAGAGAAGGGCUGAAGCAGGUGAGCACUCUUGGAGAAAGAGUGGUUCUGUAUGUUCUCAAUCGAAUUAUUUAUAGAAAACAGGAAAUGGAGAGGCAUGAGAUCCCAUUCCUGUGUCAUAGCAGUACUGACUAUGCUAAGAUUCUGUGGAAGAAAGGAGAGGCCAUUGGGUUUUAUUCAGUUAAGCCUACAGGAAGCUUAUGUGCCUCAUUUCUUACUCAGAAUUACCAACUGCCAGUUCUUGAUACAAUGUUUAUAAGAAAGAAAUAUAGAGGAAAAGAUUUGGGGCUUCACAUGCUGGAGGAUUUUGUUGAUUCCUUCACAGAAGAUGCACUUGGCUUGAGAUACCCACUGUCUUCUCUCAUGUACACAGCUUCCAAGCAAUACUUUGAAAAGUAUCCGGGAGAUCAUGAACUUCUUUGGGAAGUUGAAGGUGUGGGUCAUUGGCAUCAGCGGAUACCAGUCACCAGAGCAUUACAGAGAGAAGCAAUUAAAGUUACAGAGAUUUCUCAAUAUGAAGCCAAAAGACCUGUAUCUGUAGAAUAUGGCCUUGCUGCUGUAUCAGAAUAUGAACCUGAAAUGGAAGACAGCCAAUCUAGUGAAAUGCAGAUCCAUUCCCUAAAAGAUGCCUUUGCUAGCACUUCUGAAGGUCUCGAAAAGACACCCGUUUCCACUCGCACGCGAAGCGGUCACCUAAAACGACCGAAGAUUGGAAAGCGGUUUCAGGAUUCUGAAUUUAAUAGUUCUCAAGGUGAAGAUGAAAACAGUGCCCAGACUUCACCUACCGCUCCAAUGAACAAACUAGAGUCCGCUGCACGUCCGUCAGAGAGCUCAGAAGAGUUCCUGGAAGAAGAACCAGAGCCGAGAGUGACCGAGUGUGAAGAUGGGAGCAGCGAUAAAGAUGCACCGCCUGCCCCGGACACUCAGCCACGCCUGGACAGACAAGAUGUGGACAAAGACUCUGCAUUAGAGCCUGUGAAUGGUGAGGUAAUGGAUGAUGCCGUUAAGACCUCACUUGUAACUGAAGAGGAAGACUCCACCAGUGAAGGUCUUGAAGAAGAGUUAAAAGUUGCACCUUUUAAUUCCAGCGGAGAGACUGUGAAUCUUGUUCCACUGGUAGCAGAAUCUUCAAAAGCUUCUGAGGCUAUACCAGAGAAGACUUCACCUGUUACUGACUCAGAAAUGUUGCCAGAUCAAGGCCCAUCUGAUGAUAAAGGAUUUAUUACAGAAAAACUGUCUCUAGUUUCAAAAAAGAAAACACAUUUGGGGAGCUCAGACAGUGUUGCCACUGUAUCAAAUGAAGAAAAGUCUGACAGUGAUUUUCCAAAUUCUGUAGCAGCAGAAUUUCCUGAGGAACCAGUCUCUGAGAAUUUAACACCCACCAUGACUUCCUCAUUGGAAGAUCAGGGUGAGGAAGGGGCACCUGAGGCCCAGGAGCCAUCUGCUGCUCAGAGUUCUCUGAUAGAAGUAGAACUUGAAGAUGUGCCCUUUCCACAGAAUGCAGGACAGAAGAACCAGUCAGAGGAGCAGUCAGAAGCGUCAUCUGAGCAGCUGGACCAGUUGGCACCGUCAGCAGAGAAAGCUGUGGACAGCAGCUCCGAGGAGAUAGAAGUGGAAGCACCUGUCGUAGAUAGGCGCAGCCUGAGAAGAAAGGCCAAAGGGCAUAAAGGGCCUGGCAAGAAGAAAGCCAAGCUGGCCUAAAGGACAAAGAAACGAAACGCAGACGAUAAAUCCUCUUCUCUGUAACAUAGUUCUUGUUUUUAAAUCAUGGGAAUUGAUAAACAGCAUGGGGCAAAGGACAAAUUGCAAAAUUUCAUGAUGAACUCUUUUUUUUCCAUUCAUUUAUUUACUUUAUUUUAUUUAGUAUAGUGUAAAAGAGGGUAGAUGGGCUGGGAGGUUGAUAGAGAGCCUGUGGGUCAAGAGGAAGGGCUGUCUUCCCAGGCUGGAGUGAGGAAGAUUCUUUUGUGUGUGUGAUUUGUGCCUUGGGAAGGAGGGCCAGUCAGUCCAGAUGGGCUGGGGUGUAGUCUGUGGCCUUAUCGAGAAGAACCCAUCUUCUGGCCCUGACUUUGACCCUGGCCUCUCUCCUGAUUCCCUUGCAGAUCGUGCUGGGAGAUAUUUUUAGUGAAAGUAUUUCAUGGUUGCUAUAUGCUGAGAGCCCUUUCUGCUCCUUCCAUGAGCCUUCAGUUGGCCAUGAAGGUGUAGAUGGGAGCCACACACUGCUGGACCCCUCUUCCAGAUGCCUACUUUGAACUUCUUUACACAUGGAGGUUUUCUCUUUAGGACUAGGAUUCAUCAUUCUUCUUAAUUUUUCAGGCUAUUUUCUGUAAGUAACUUAUUUUAUGAACCAUGGGUCAGUUUUGAGAAUCCAUGUCAUAUUUUUUUCAGCAGGUAGAACAUCUAACUAUUGAUAUUUUAAAACUACAAAUUAAAAGAACUAGUACACUUUGAUCAUAGAAACCUUUUAUACUACGGGUUUUAAUGGUAAAACUUGGUGAGGGUUCUCAAAGUUUUAUCUUAGUAUCAAAAACAAUCUCCAUUUUUAAAGUGCAGGCAUAUGUAAACAAAACAAAUCCAUGUCAAUAAAUAUAAUCUCAAGUGAGAGGACAAACAUAGUUUAUGGUCAUUGGCUUAUGAAGAUUGUUGUAGUUAUUUCUUACUAUCAGUUGUAGAUGCAGUUUCUUCAGCUUAUGUGGAGAGGUACACACAGUCUAGACUUUGUAUCUUCUGAUGAUAACAGUAACAGUAUUGUUAGAUUUAACUGUGGCACAUGGAUACAUAAUUUAAAACUCCAGCUGAUGUAUUAGUUUGCUAUAUUUUUUCUCUGUAUAUUUGCAGAUGCUGAAAAGCUUGAGUACACUUUUUAAUCUGCUAAACACCUCAAGUAGUUGAAUUUAGCAUAUAGUUUAAUUUGGACUGUGGUCCUGAUCAGUUACUACAAGUAUAUGCCCUUAGCUAGACCUCUUUUAUUCUGCUGCUGCUCACUCACUGUGAUUCUUGUCCAAAGAUUUCCAUCUAGCUUACCAGCCGUUCUGUCCAUUUUUGGAUAGGUUUAGAACUGUACCCCACCAUCUUUAGACCUAGAUCAUAAGCGUAAAACUGCCCUGAGUUAUACAAAAGCCUAAGUUCUGUCAGGUUCUGCUGUCCCUUUGGGUCGGACAUAUGCUUUAGAUGUAUUCUGAGUGCUGGUUGCAAGCUACCCCUAUGAGUACUUUAUUUCCAUGGCAAGAGCAUUUGAUAUUUUAGAGAAACUUUUUUUCCUUGACAGUAGGAAUGAACAAAAUGGUUAUUAGACUCCAUAGAAAAUUUAUCAGUAGUACUGUGAUUAGUACUUCAAUUGGAUAUUAUUUUUGAGACCAUUUAGUUUUUGAAACAGUUUGAACCUUGUGAGACAAAUGCUGGGAUUUUGUAUCCUUAUAUUUGAGGUGCUGUGAGUUAAUGUUCAGUUAAUUUGGUCUUCACAGGUGAUCUGGUGAUGUCACGUCUUACAUUUUAUUUAGGGAUGCUGGUAUUUUAAGUCUUAAUGAGUUACAGUCUUUAAACAGACCAAAUACCCUUGUGUGAUUGUAGAACACCUGCACAUACCUGUUUCUUCAAUUUCUGGUUAGAAGUUGUUAGAUGAUUUCAUUCCAAGUGAAAAUUAUGCUUGGGACAAUUUUUCUCAGUAAAUGCUAAGUUAAAGAAUAAUUAUGAUUAACCCUGACUUUGCCAAAUGCUGAUGCUGUAUUCAUUUGGAGAAACUUUUGGUUAACAUCUCAACUAGAAAUAGUAACUGAAGAGUUUAAGAUUCAGAAACUUACAAUCUAAUUUUCAGUUUAAAUAUAUAUUUAAAAAUUUUUUUUUUUUUUUUUUUUGCUAUUUGUUUCCCUUACAUUCUUUAAAUGUUUUUAAGAGAUUGCAUUCACUGGCAGCUCUGUGUGAAUAGUCUCUAGAGCUAAAAUUUUCACAUAUUACACUAGGGACUAGCAGUAUAAACUUAUACUUACCAAACUUGUUUGAUAUAAAUGGAAUUCAGAGAGAUUUCAAACAUUUUGUUCAGCACACAAGAAAAUUUGUUACUUAUUGUCUGUGACAGAAGUUAAAGUUUAUAGAUCCCAGAGGCCAGGUCACUGGAAAAAUCUUUCAUAUUCAGUAACAUGUUGAUUAUAUAAACUUUGUAAUAAAAGUUAUGUUCAGUAGGGAAUCUAAAUAAACUUAAGUUUUUGCAAGGUAUUAGGAGGACUUCUGUGAUUUCAAGCAGCUGCUGAGUGUUCAGUCAUAUUCUAUAGUCUCUUGAACUGGUACUUUUCUGAAGUUCCCUUCUGGUGUAUAUACAUAUAUAUUUCCUAUGUAACAUACAGCAGAUGAGUAUUCGCAAAAUUUUAGUUCUACUUUCAAACUGAAACUAUUAGACCACAGAAAAAUGUAAGAAUUUUACUGUAAAGCCCCUCUACCAGUUUUAAAGAAAUGAAACGGCAUGACUUUGAACGUCGGUCUUCUACAUGUGCUCCCAGCCCAUCGAUUUGCAGAGUAAGGGGACAUGUGGCCAGUGGUUGUCUGCUUUUAACAGGCGACCUCGUGUUUGCAGCAUAAGGGUCUGAUUUUAGAAUAGGGUACCUUCAAGCCCUUUCCGUCAAAUGAACGUCUGCUGGCGAUUGUCUUCCUUUUGUGAUUACUUUCUAGGGUGUGGUCACACCAGCAAACUCACACUUCAAUGUAAAUAAUUUAUACUAACACUACACAUAUGUAACUAUUUUAGAAAUCAGUUUCUGCCUUUCAUGUCCAUUAACAAUCUGGUGUUUUUGGUGUGGUCUGUUACAGAUGUCAUGCUUGUUUUCAUACUUCCUGCCAUGCUAUUUUGGUACAAGAUUGUUUGCUGUUUUUAACUCUGAAACAAUAAGCAAAUGCACCUCAGCAAUACUCACUGCUCACCUGAGGUCAGGCUUCCUUUCACUGUAACUUAGGCAAAUAGACGUUACCCAUUUUUAUUGGUUGGAAACUGUUAAUAUCAUUGUAAAAAGGGUCCUGAAGUGAUGUGUCUGUACCAAAUGGUCACUUCCAAGAAACUAGCCUUCCUUUUUGCUAACCAUCUUUAUACGUCCUAAAACUUAAAAAAGAAAAUGUUAUAUUAAAAUGUCAUAUUAAUCAGAGUACCAAGUCUUGCUGGAGAACUUACGGUUUGUUUCCUUGCUAGGGUUUUUUCCCCCUUUAAUGUUUAAAAUAGUAAUUAAACCUAUAUUUUGUGAUUGUUUUCUAGUCUGUUAGUUUUAAAUCCCCCCUCCACCCCCCCGUUUCAUUCAUGAAGAAGUGCUUAAGAUACUGUGUUAGCCAUUGAAUAACUGUUAAAAGGCACAACUCAUCACACUGGCUGUAUUGCGAAGGCAGACUUAAGAAAAUAAACAAUUUAAAGCAAGUUGCCGACUACAGAUUAAUAUACUCUCUGAAGCUCAAGGCCAUGACCAUAUGAUUCAUACAUCACAGGAGAGCGUGGAUUACCUUAUAACACCUAAUGACCUUAGUCUCACAUCUCAGGGCAUUGGCAGUUUAGAAUUAUCUAAAACAAUUUUUAACAUCACUGUGGCAGUAUAAAUGCACUCCCUAUUUUUAGAAUAGACUAUAGAUUUACACUUGACUUCACUCAAGUACUGCAUAAAGCAUUAAUUGUAAGUGAAAAAAAUUUUCAGUCUAAAUUUACCUUCCUGUAUUUUUAUUGUAUUUUAUUUACUUAUUUUUGUUUUUGGAGACAGGGUUUCUCUGUGUACCGUUGGCUGUCCUGGGCUCACUUUGUAGACCAGGCUGGCCUCAAACUCCUAGAGAUUCACCUGCCUCUGCCUUUCAGUGCUUCAUUUUUUUAGGAUUAAUGGCAACAAAAUGGAAAAUAUCUAAUUAAAUUUCCUAGCCUACUCAGUAAUUGUUUUCAUUGACCUUUAAGGGUCUUACAACUACACUGGUAGCCUGCACUGCAGCAUGCCCACUCUUUGUUGAAUGAUUUAAUUUUAUUGUAUGUACAUUAGUGCGAAGGUGACAGAUCCCUUGGAACUGACCUUACUGACAGUUAAAAGCUGCCACGUGGGUGCUGGGAAUUAAAUCAGCGUCCUCUGGGAGAG
This is a messenger RNA of Meriones unguiculatus (Mongolian gerbil), 6568 nucleotides long. It is a transcript of the gene Fam169a, whose product is annotated as family with sequence similarity 169 member A. Bases 189 to 2186 code for a protein of 665 amino acids. NCBI's taxonomy places the organism in Eukaryota, Metazoa, Chordata, Mammalia, Rodentia, Muridae. The record is from RefSeq and is a predicted model, not a curated record. The transcript has 13 exons.